AGCUUUCCUCUUUCCUUCUUCUCUCUUUCUAAGAAAAUUAGCCACACCACACCACACCUCAAGAAAAUUAUAUCACCGAUUAUUACCAUCAACAAUAUUCUUAUUAAUUAGUAGCAGUAGCACAACUUGUUCUUAUCAAAAUAUAGAGGGAAGAACAAAAGAAACCUGAAGAAAAAAUGGGAAAUUGCUGGCCUAAACCUGUAGAUAAUCUUCCUAGCUCUAACAAAUUUACUAGCCCACCUUCAGUGAUCAAGAAACAUACGGCUACUCCGGCAAGUAAUACCAAAAGGGCGGUGGUGGCGCAGCCUAGUGGAGAUGGCGGUGAUCAAUCGGAGAAAGAGGAAUUACCACUGCCGGCGAGUGGGAAAAUUAUUACUCCAAACUUGAAAAUGUUUACCCUAGCAGAAUUGAAGAGCGCAACGAAGAAUUUUAGACCAGAUACAGUAUUAGGAGAAGGAGGAUUUGGAACUGUAUUUAAAGGAUGGAUUGAUGAUAAAACAUUUGCUCCUUCUAAAGUUGGAGUUGGAAUUCCAGUUGCUGUUAAAAAAUCAAAUCCUGAUAGUGAACAAGGUCUCAAGGAAUGGCAGGCUGAAGUAAAGUUUUUGGGAAAAUUUAGUCAUCCGAAUCUUGUAAAAUUAAUCGGAUAUUGCUGGGAAGAAAAAGAGUUUCUGCUUGUAUAUGAACACAUGCUGAAAGGAAGUUUAGAAAGUCAUCUUUUCAGAAAAGAAUGUGCAGAAGCAUUGUCAUGGGAUACAAGGCUAAAAAUAGCAAUAGGAGCAGCUAAAGGUCUUGCUUUUUUACACACAACAGAGAAGCAAGUUAUUUACCGUGAUUUUAAAGCUUCAAAUAUUUUACUGGACUCGGAUUACAAUGCUAAGCUUUCUGAUUUUGGACUGGCUAAAAUGGGUCCGGUAAAUGGUGACUCACAUGUGACCACUAGAGUCGUUGGCACUUAUGGCUAUGCUGCCCCCGAGUACAUGGCCACAGGUCAUUUGUACGUGAGGAGUGACGUGUAUGGGUUUGGAGUUGUGUUGCUAGAAAUACUAACGGGCCGUAGAGUACUGGAUCUAAACAGGCCCAAUGGGGAGACUAAUUUAGUAGAAUGGGCCAAACCAAUGUUACCUGACAAAAAGAAGCUAAGGAAAAUAAUGGACCCAAGAUUGGAGGGACAAUACCCAUCAAAAGCUGCAUAUCAAAUAGCAGAAAUUAUACUACAAUGUCUUGAGCCUGAUCCUAAAACUAGGCCUUCCAUGGAAGAAAUUUUGGAGUGUUUAGAACAAUGUAACGCGAUCAAGAUGAAACCGAGAGAAAAAAAUGCCACUCGUGCCCACGAUCAACGAUCAGGAAAUCAUCGUAAUCACAACAACUACGGGCAUCGAUCACCUCUCCAUGUUAAAAAAACAGGUAGCGGUAAUGUAAUUGGAAACCAAGGCCGCCAUGCUGCCAUCAAUCGAAGCUACUGAAGCUUGAACGGGUCGUAGGGUCAUUUUCUUCGAUUCAAAUUAUCGCUAACUAAUUAUGUUGUACAAUUCCCUUGUUCUGAAGGUGGACGAUACGAAAGAAAUUGAUAUGUGGGCCUGUACACACUAUAGGCCCAAUCCAAAACCAAUGGAGGCCCAAUUUAUCAGCCCAUUUAAAUGGGCCCCUGAGACCUGUUGGUACUUUGAAUUGGUCUUACAUAAUCAUGAAAAAGCUGGCAUAUGUCUGUAUCAGACUGAAUGAUAGUCAACAUCAAGAAAAGAAUGGACUUCCACUUAUCACUGUAAUUGUUACCCUUUUUUUCCUUUUUGUAACUUCUUUUUUGUACUGACUAGAUAUGAUUGUAUUGCUUUUGUCUGUAUAUUUUUAAAUUUUUGGAUUCAUUUUGUAGGGUGAUCAUUCUUCAUCUAUCAUAUUCUUAAGGUCAACAUUGA
Messenger RNA from Nicotiana tabacum (common tobacco), 1913 nucleotides. Its product is annotated as putative serine/threonine-protein kinase PIX13. NCBI's taxonomy places the organism in Eukaryota, Viridiplantae, Streptophyta, Magnoliopsida, Solanales, Solanaceae. Gene Ontology annotation, molecular function: ATP binding; protein kinase activity. The record is from RefSeq and is a predicted model, not a curated record. Gene Ontology annotation, biological process: protein phosphorylation.